Peronospora matthiolae is the source of this 531-nucleotide messenger RNA. NCBI's taxonomy places the organism in Eukaryota, Oomycota, Peronosporomycetes, Peronosporales, Peronosporaceae. The record is from the annotation of a GenBank genome assembly.
AUGAGCCCAACAACGUUCGACAAGGUCGACAAGUUCGACGGUUCCAACUACCAGUUAUGGAGUUUUAAGAUGAUGAUGUACUUAUGGUCUCGGGGACUGUGGGGUCAAGUGGAUGGGAGAUCGCCGCCAGACCGUGCGCUGAUGGAGCAAGCGCAUGCGGCAAUCGUGCUGAGUCUUACUGACUCGCAGGUACUACACGUGAUCACGACGGCGACGGCUAUGGACGCAUGGAACACGCUGCAGCGCCUUAACGAGUCUAAGGACAUGGCUAGUCGCAUGUGGUUGAGAGAGAAGUUUUCGACGUUUCGCUACACAGCGAGCUCGAUGGAGAAGCAUUUCGAGGAGCUGGAGGCUUUUGUUUUGCAGAUGGGCGGCGCGGGGUGCCUUCCGGAUGAAGAAGACGUGUGUGCGACGCUGCUACGCAGCCUCCCAGCGUCGUUCGAAGGUUUGGUGCAGGCGUUCCGUAUGAGCGUCGGCAAGUUCACGUACGGAGACGUGAUGAGUCGAGUGUUGGCGAAAGACAUUAGAUAG